ACAGAAGAAUGAGAAUGAGGGGGGGUGGAGAGACAUGCAGGUGAAGCAGGGGGAGAGAGAGCGAGGCAGUCAGUCAGCAGCCGGAGGAGAAGUCAGACAGAGCUCAGCGGGAAUCGAACCGACGGUCUCUCAGUAAAUCUUUGGUAACGAAGGUGUGUGUCUCCAUGGCGACGGGUAUGCGUGUGUUACUGAGUGCGUGGGUUGGCGUGUGCAUGGCACUGAACCUCGACACGUCGUUCCCGCUGCUGAAGACCGGCGGAGACGGAAGUCUGUUCGGACUGUCUGUCGCUCUGCACCAAGACCUGAAGACAGACAGUUACCUGCUAUUGGUCGGAGCACCCAGGGAGAGGGCAGAGCCUAAUGUUCCAGCCAAUCGAACAGGAGGAGUGUACAGCUGCCCAAUCACUACUGACCAAUCAGACUGCAGCAGGAUGAUGCUCAUAGACCCAGAUCUCAACCUGUCUGAGGACCUCGUUGAGGACAUGUGGUUGGGCGUGUCAGUAGCCAGUCAGGGUCGACCUGGGGGGAGGGUCCUGGCGUGUGGCCAUCGCUUUGUUAAACUCUAUGGAGCAUUCAAACUCAGACACAUGAUUGGCCGCUGUUAUCUCCGUGGAAACAACCUGCAGUUCGAUGACACGGACAUGCACUGGCAGAACCUGGACCAGCCGUGCAGUCACCUGGGUGACGUUAGCAGUGAGGUCAUGUGUAACAUGGGGAUUUCCGCCUCCAUCACUCAGACUGAAGUCAUUCUCGGCACACCUGGAAGCUACGAGUGGCAAGGUAACGUCCAUGUCUCCUGGAUGAAUCCAGACAUGGUCUUUGACACCCAGAGGAGCUCCUUCCCCAACCUGCAGCACAGAAACAUAUAUAUAGGAUAUUCAGUCACUCAGGCUCGUCGUCUUCUCUCUCAGGACGAUGAAACCAUAGUAACAGGAGCUCCUAAGGACAGUAAAGAAGACGCUCGUGGCUCUGUGCUGUUGGCGAUGAAACAGUCUGAUAAACUGCUGAUUCGUCAGACUCUGCGCGGUGAACAGAUGGGCUCGUACUUUGGUAACGCCGUGGCAACCACCGACCUCAACAACGACGGGUGGAAUGACCUGCUGGUGGGCGCUCCUUUUUACUUCCAUCGUCAGCAGGAGGCGGGCGGUGCUGUUUACGUUUACAUGAACGCUGGAGGUUGGUUUGAUUCUCAGCCCAGCGUGGUGCUGAGAGGACCAGCUGGAUCAGCGUUUGGUAUGUCCGUUACUGCUGCCGGAGACCUCAAUCAAGACGGCUUCCAGGACUUUGCAGUCGGAGCUCCUUUCCAUGAAACAGGAAGUGUGAUGAUCUGGACAGGAAGCAGCGAGGGGGUCUCUACAGAACCGAGCCAGGUGAUCCGGGGUAGCAGGGUCUCUCCCGGGUUCAGGACUUUCGGGUACUCUCUGUCUGGAGGUCUGGACGUUGAUGGGAACAAAUAUCCGGACCUGCUGGUCGGCUCUCUGGAUGACACUGUGGCUCUGCUCCGAACCCGUCCAGUCAUUCACCUCAACAAAACGCUCACAGUUUCUCCAGAUGUUGUCGACCCAAACAGUUGUGACUUCUGUAUUCAGGUGGAGGUGUGUUUCUCCUACAUCUUCAGCACUGGAGAGAAAAGCGACAGGGACAACAUCACCGUCCACUUCACUGUGACUGCUGACAUCACCAGCCUCAAGUCCCGCCUCCGUUUCCAUGACAACGGACAGCGCGUCUUCUCUGGUUAUCUGUCGAUGCCGAAAAAACAAUGUGAAACUCUGAAAGUCGGACUGCUGAGUCCAAUCCGAGACAAAGUGGAACCUCUGGUGUUCUCCCUGAAUGUCUCUCUGUAUGAGAAGCUUCCCAAGAAAAGAAACUCCGUUCAGGACCUGAAACGCCUCCCUGUGCUGAGCCAGACACCCCGACCAAUCAGAACCCAGAUCCACAUCCAGAAGGCCUGUGGUUCUGAUAACCGCUGCCAUAGUAACCUGCAGAUGACAGCCCAGUUCACAGAUGAGAACCAGAAACCCUUCCCCAUGCAGAAGGACAGUCAGGUGUUGUCCUUCAACACCAGUAUUAACCGAUUGUUUCUGGAGCUUAACGUCAGCAACACACCAUCACCGGGCCAACCGGCAGAGGACGCUCACAAUGCUGUUUUAAGCAUCAGCAUCCCACCGUUGCUCAUAUACUCUGGAGUCCGAACCAAGGUAGUGAACCUAAAGGUCUUUCAGCAGGGUGACGUCCAGGCAAUGGUGGAAUGUUCUGUUGUGGAAGCCGUUCUUCUCUGUGAGCUAGGGAACCCAUUCAAAAGCAACCAGAAGGUUCAGGUGUUGAUCAUAUUUCAGCCGUCUGAGAUAAGUUUGGACAGCAGAGUGAUUCAGUCUGUGUUGCAGCUGUCCACGCUCAGUGAGCAGUCAGAUCUGUUUCCUGUCACCGUCUCCAUGUUGGUGGAGUAUUCACUCCAGGCGUCUCUCGCUCUAGUCAAUCCACCAGGCCCCACCUCCUUCAGCGGUCACGUGAUUGGUGAGUCAGCCAUGAAGAAGACGGAGGACGUCGGCAGUCUGCUGCUCUUCACCCUCCAGGUGCACAUCAAAGGGAAGCCGCUGGGUCACCUAGGCAACCUUCAGGUGGUGUUUGAUUGGCCAAGGGAGGUGUCCAAUGGCAAAUGGCUGCUGUAUCUCACAGAUAUUGAAAUAAAUGGCACAUCAGAGUCACAUUGUGCUCCACCCGGCAACAUCAUCAACCCGCUCAACCUCAUGCUCUCAAAGGUGGUGAAGAAGAAAAGGAGUCUGGAGGAGGAGGUGAAGGAGGAGGAGCAGAGAGAAAAAACUCUACCUGUCCUCCACCUGCAGGGACAAAGAAAGAAGUCCUACACUCUGGACUGUGUGCACGGGGCUAACUGUGUGACGUUCGUAUGUCCACUGGUCAACAUGAACUCCUCAGCGACUCUGACCGUCAGAGCCAGACUGUGGAACUCCACCAUGAUCGAGGACUACAGUGAUGCUAGAAGUGUGUUGGUUCGAGGUCGGGCGUCUCUGCAGCUGCAGACUAAUAAACCGACCAUCAGCAUGGAGUCUCACAGCACAGAGAUUGAGGUCCACAUUUAUCCUGACCUGGGGCAGCAGGUGGACUCCAGCGCCCCCCUGUGGAUCAUCGUGGUUUCUGUGCUGGCUGGAGUCUUACUGCUGGCUCUGAUCUGCCUGCUGCUCUGGAAGUGUGGUUUCUUCAGGAGAGCCAGCACCAGAGAACUGUACCAGGCAAAGACCCAGAAAGCCCACAUGAAGAGCCAGCCAUCAGAGGCCGAGAGGCUGGACGAAGAACUCUGAGGCUGGGCAGGCUGCUGCCAGAGAGCCCUGCUUGUGGCUUCUUUGUGCGUCAGAGGGCGUGGGGGGCCACGGCGCUCCACCAGGGAAGGAUUAUGGGUAAAGACAAGCAGCAGCAGUAUACGGACGCCGACGGUUUCCUGAUCCGAGACGUCUCCUUGUCCAGCAACAGGAAGUCACCCAAGCACUGGGUCACCUCCUGGACUGAGAUAAACUGAGAGACUGAUGGUAACCAUGGAGACACAUCCUGAAUUGGACCAAACCAGACCAGACCGACAAAUUCCGAACCAAACUCACCUGGACCACACGUCCUGAACCAGACCAGACCAAACCAACACAUCCUGAUCCAGACCAGACCAGAACAAUACGUCCUGAACCAGACCAGACCAGACCAACACAUCCUGAACCAGAACAGACCAAACCAGAACAACACGUCCUGAACCAGACCAGACCAGAACAAUACGUACUGAACCAGACCAGACCAGAACAAUACGUCCUGAACCAGACCAAACCAACACAUCCAGAACCAGACCAGACCAGACCAAACCAACACAUCCUGAUCCAGACCAGACCAGGACAAUACGUCCUGAACCAGACCAGACCAGACCAGACCAAACCAGACUGACAAAUUCUGAACCAAACUCACCUGGACCACACGUCCUGAACCAGACCAAACCAACACAUCCUGAACCAGACCAGACCAAACCAACACAUCCUGAUCCAGACCAGAACAAUGCACUGCCUUUCCUAUUUGCUGGACUCUGUGUGUGAUGUCAUAUGAAAACCUCUUAACCUGUUCACUUUCAGUUCAGUCUGUAUUGAAAUACAGCGAUACGAGGUCUUCAGCUGACAGCGGGGGCUUAUUCUGAUGUAAAUAUUUUCUUUGGAAACAAGAGAUUCGUGUGUAUACAGAACAUUUACUUUAUUACUGAUCUGUAAUCAGAAUAUCCUGUGUGUUAAUAUUCUUUCAUGUCUGUAUGACUGGCGGUGUGCGAACAGCAUUUCCCAUCAUCCUCCUGGCCUCUGAUCAGCAUUUCCCAUCAUGCUCCUGGCCUCUGAUCAGCAUUUCCCAUCAUGCUCCUGGCCUCUGAUCAGCAUUUCCCAUCAUCCUCCUGGCCUCUGAUCAGCAUUUCCCAUCAUGCUCCUGGCCUCUGACUGUCAUCAGACAUGAACUUGACAUUACUUUCCGCACAGAUCAAACAGGAAGUUGUUCCUUGUUUCUCGUGCAGAUUUGAUGUUACCUGUGGAAACAGCUCGGACAUAAUGAGCUGAAAUCAAUCCAGAGACUGAUUAAUGAUUUGUCAGCAGGGGUCAGUGCCGACAGCUUCAGCUGUCCCGAUGUUAAUGUUUCAGUGCUGCUUUCAAGGGCUCGUUGUAAACUCCUCGUUCCCAGUGACGAGCUGUAAUUACAGACACGUGUUGCUCUCAGGUGCUUCAGGAUGUUGUAGGUUUUAGGAACAGCACAGCUGACCGCUGAAGUCUCUUCAUAAACAUCAGGUCACGUUUUGUGUCAUGUGAUGUUCGACCGCCUCUUAGACAUGUUUUUAUUAAACUGUGAUAUUUCUGACUGUGCUUGAAAGCAGCAUCUGUUUGUGUGUAAAACCUUCAGUGUUGUAGGUGUGGCUUGUCGUCACCGUGGUGACCUGUUCCUGUAUGUUGGUGAUAUUAAAGUAUUUUUUGAUAGUU
Molecule: messenger RNA, 5000 nt
Organism: Chelmon rostratus (copperband butterflyfish)
Lineage: Eukaryota; Metazoa; Chordata; Actinopteri; Chaetodontiformes; Chaetodontidae
Product: integrin alpha-3-like
Exons: 29
Coding region: 165-3317 (1050 amino acids)
Biological process (GO): integrin-mediated signaling pathway; leukocyte migration; cell-cell adhesion
Cellular component (GO): integrin complex; external side of plasma membrane
Molecular function (GO): integrin binding
Source: RefSeq, a predicted model, not a curated record